Emericellopsis cladophorae is the source of this 909-nucleotide messenger RNA. Its product is annotated as Cleavage stimulation factor subunit-like protein. Gene Ontology annotation, molecular function: mRNA binding. Bases 1 to 909 code for a protein of 302 amino acids. Gene Ontology annotation, cellular component: mRNA cleavage and polyadenylation specificity factor complex. Gene Ontology annotation, biological process: mRNA 3'-end processing. The transcript has 3 exons. The record is from RefSeq and is a predicted model, not a curated record. Lineage: Eukaryota; Fungi; Ascomycota; Sordariomycetes; Hypocreales; Bionectriaceae.
AUGUCGACACGACCGCCGUCAAGAGUCGUCUUCAUUGGGAAUAUUCCCUACGGCCUUUCCGAGGAGCAGAUCAUCGAAAUCUUCAAAACAGCAGGACCUGUAGAGAGGUUUCGUUUAGUCUAUGAUCAGGAGACGGGCAAACCCAAGGGGUUUGGCUUCUUGGACUACCCAGACACAGACCAUGCUUCCUCAGCAGUACGAAAUUUGAACGACUACGAAAUCAUGGGGCGCCGACUUCGAGUGGAUUUUAGCAACGAGCAAAAGGCAGGCGAUGACGAUAGGGACCAAGCAUCGUUCGGCAAUGCUGCGAGUGGGAACAAUGCGGCUUCGUACGCAAUUCAGACGGGUAGCAUACCACCAUUGCCUGCGGGCAAGGAGCUUCUACCGGGCGUCAAAUGUACCGAUGCCAUCUCGCAGACUCUCAACACCCUGCCUCCGGCGCAAGUGCUCGAUGUCAUCUCCCAGAUGAAGGCGCUGGCCACCAACGAGCCGCAACGGGCCAUUGAGCUUCUGCAACAAGCACCCCAGCUCGCUGCGACCGUCUUCCAGGCGCUACUUCUCAUGGGUCUCGUGUCUCCAGAGGCGAUUUCCUCCGUCGUGGACGCCGGCGCGCCCCCAGCUGCCCCGGCCCCCAACCCUGUCUACCCAGGGUAUCCUCCUCCGCAAGCGACACAGACACCACCUGUCGCGGGUAUGCCUUACCCGCCGCCACCGCACCAAGGCUACGGCGCGACACCUGUCCCCGCGCCUGCGCCGGCAGCUGCACCUCCCGCGGCCGCUCUUCCUAAUCAAGAUGAGCUGAUGCGGCAAGUCAUGGCGCUGCCUGACGACCAGAUCGCGCUUCUCUCUGAGACGGACAGGCAGCAGAUCCUGGCGUUGAGAGCGCAAUUUGCUGGGGUUGGCCGCUAA